Messenger RNA from Acanthopagrus latus (yellowfin seabream), 2521 nucleotides. RefSeq names its product MINDY family member 4B (gene mindy4b). Bases 1096 to 2388 code for a protein of 430 amino acids. Gene Ontology annotation, molecular function: cysteine-type deubiquitinase activity; K48-linked deubiquitinase activity. NCBI's taxonomy places the organism in Eukaryota, Metazoa, Chordata, Actinopteri, Spariformes, Sparidae. The transcript is spliced from 11 exons. Gene Ontology annotation, biological process: protein K48-linked deubiquitination. The record is from RefSeq and is a predicted model, not a curated record.
UUUGAUUUCAGAUUGUAAAUCAAAUUCAGUGUUAUAAAAAGUAUCAACAGUCAAAAGUUGUAAAAGUAAAAGAACACAUGUGAAGCGUACUCAAGAAAAAGUCUUACAGUAUCUGAUAUCAGUGAAGUAACUGAUCCAUAUAUCACGUGUAUAAACUGAGUCAGCUGAUUGUCACAUCACUGUUAUCGUCUGACUAAUACAGUCAUCUAAACAUGUAAUCUAUAAAGUAACUAGUUACUACAGUCAUCAGAUAAAUGCAUAACAGAAAAUGGAAAUACUCGGGUAAAGUAUAAGUACCUCAAAAUGUAUUUAAGAACUGAACUUAAGUAAAUGUACUUAGCUACAUUCCUUUACUGUUGGUGAAGAGUAGAAGCUCAGGAUACAAACUAAAAGUGAAGUAACAUAUUUUUCAGAAACUACAUGUGAGAACAGAAAGUUGUGAAACUUUAACAGUAAAAUAAUAUUUAACAUCUUUAUAAAUACUGAAAGUACCAACAGAGUCCUCGUCCACGCACAGCGGCUCAGCUGGAGCCCCGGGGACUGGAACACUGAUACUGAUAUCAUUACAUGUUCUGCACUUACUGUUACUAACACUGAUUACUACCGGAGUGCACUGGUAAACUGGUUCUGGUUCUACUGCUCUGAUGCGCUAUGAGCUCACGUUCUCCUCAGUACACUCAGAGUUGGUUGGUUUGUGUGAGAACCAAUCAGAGGAGAGAGAGUGACCAUUAUCCUGAUUAAUGAGGCACACACACACACACGCACACACGCACACACACACACACACACACAUACACACACACACACACACUGGCUGCGCCCCCUGCAGCUCAGUUUACACACAGCUGCUCUGAGUGAAUCUGAUCCUGUAACACACACACACACACACACACACACACACACACACACACACACACACACACACAGUAUAGAGUUUCAGUAGAGCCUGUAUCUGUGUGUGUGAGGAGCUGCAGCUGUGUGGAGCCACUUGUGUAUCUGCUGUAGUAUGAGCUGUGCGACCAGAACAUCCAGUACUGUCAGUAGUAUUACCAGUAGUAGUUAGUAGUAGUUAGUAGUAGUUAGUAGUAGUUGGUGAUGAAACACUGCAGACUGGACUACAUCGAGCUGCUUCAACAGGAAGUCAACAAGAAUCCUGACAGGCUGCUGGAUGUGGGAAAGGAGGAGGAGCAGGAGGAGGCUGCGCCACCCUGCAGGAGCCUCCCACAGCUCUGCUCCAUCCCCAGGAGGCUGGUCAUCUCCCCGGGCCUGGGAGGAGCACCGGUCACCCCCCAGCUGACUGAGAGUCUGAGGAGGAUCCUGUUUGGAGGAACAUUUCACGUCUUUAACUACGAGUGGAGGAAGUCUGUGUUUCAGUUCAGAGAGUCAGACUCAGAGUUUUCCUACGCUCUGGAGACAGACAGGGGUGGAACUCGACCCAUUCAGAUGGUGGUCCAGGCUCGGAUCAUUAAACACCUGCUGUUUGUCCGACAGAGCAGCUCAGAGGAACGGACGCUGCAGAGUCUGUGUGUGGGCCCGAGGGACCAGGAGAGGGCGCUGGCGGUGGUGCUGUCAGACAGCCUCUGGUUGGCCGGCCAGGAGGUCAGUGCCACCGUUACCCUGGUAACUGAAGACUACUGCAUCACACCUCACCUGGACUACAAACUGGACAACUUCACAGAGAGGCUGCAGCUCUUCACUUUCAACAACAAAGACGAUGUCAGGAAGUUCAUCUUCGACCACAUCCAGUGUUUCACAGACGAGGGCAGUCAUGGGGUCAUCCUCUUCCUCUACAGCCUCAUCUGCUCCAGGACAGUCGACAGGCUGAAGAAGGAUCUGGACUCCACCACCUCUCACCUGCUCUACCUCAGCCUGGGAAAUUUUGUUUGUCGUCAGGCUCUGUUGAACCUGCUGCUGACGGGUCGGGCCAGUCCAAACGUCUUUAAUGGGACGGUGAACUUCGGGGAGGACGGCUGUCCUCUGGAGCGUCCCCUGCAGGGCGUUCUGUCCCGCAGUGAUGUGGGUUAUCUACACUGGAGCAGAGAGCAGAUGGAAAGAGGACGACUGCCACCGGUGGGCAGCAUGUUAAAGACUCCCAGGUUUCCCGUGUGGCUCUGCAGCAUCAACAACAGUCACUCUGUGUUGUUCAGUAUGAACCGCUCGCUGCUCUCUGAUUGGAAGAUGGAGCACCUGUUCCACCUGUUCUACUACAACGGACAGACCAAUCAGACGACCACUGUCAGGCUCACUGUGGAUACUCACUCUCACCACUGGGAGGCGUCGUCCUCACACUCAGAUCCAGAGAAGAGGUUCCCGUCUCUGGAGAUGACCAUCAGGACCAAGUGGGAUGGAGCGGCAAUAGACUGGAACAGCACCGUACCUUUCUACUGAUCAUCUGACUGGAAGUUAAUCACUAACAGACAAAAGACCUGCAGCAGCCCAACUGGACCUGCUUCAGUCUGAAUCACCAGGACCAAGUGGAUCAGUGAGGCCAUCUCCUAAAGGGACAGUUCACCAAAAAAAA